Messenger RNA from Rhodamnia argentea, 3633 nucleotides. Its product is annotated as disease resistance protein L6-like. The record is from RefSeq and is a predicted model, not a curated record. Lineage: Eukaryota; Viridiplantae; Streptophyta; Magnoliopsida; Myrtales; Myrtaceae. The coding region runs from base 1 to 3633 and encodes 1210 amino acids. Gene Ontology annotation, molecular function: ADP binding; protein binding. The transcript is spliced from 4 exons. Gene Ontology annotation, biological process: defense response; signal transduction.
AUGACAGAGGUGUUGACUAGAAGUCCAGCGCCUUUUCCCUACCCCCACGACGCCAGAGACCGAGUCCCUAUCAUAUUGACAGCCCUCGCUCAGAUCCAAACACAGCCAAAGCAAACUUCCCUGAGAGAUAGAAAGGAUUUGGUAUCUGUGGCGUUUACAGAUCCUGCAAUGGAGAAAGGGACGAAUUCACGGGCAUCAUCCGGACCUUCGUAUGAGGUUUUUCUAUGCUUUCGAGGAGUAGACACCCGUCAUCAAUUCACCGAUUGUCUUUACCAUGGCAUGGUUGAUGCUGGGAUCGUCGUCUUCAGGGACAAUGAAUCCCUCCAUGUCGGUAAGGAAAUUGGCAGUGAACUUCUGCAAGCAAUUCAGAACUCCAAGAUCUACAUUCCUAUAUUCUCCAAGAAUUAUGCUUCAAGCCAUUGGUGCCUCCGAGAGCUCGCACAUAUGGUCGACUGCACCUCGAAAUCGAAUGGGAACAAAGAGAUUCUGCCCAUCUUCUUGGAUGUGGAACCUGAAGAUGUCAAGCUCAAAACAAACUUGUACAGACAAACCCUUUCAAAGCGCCAGAAGACGUCGUGCCCUGAAGUAGAGUCAUGGGAAAAGGCUCUCACUGAGGUGGGCAGGAUAAAGGGAUGGAACUGGAAGAAAGACCGAGGCCAAGGAGAUCUUAUACAUUCGGUAAUUCGAACAGUUUCGGCUAAGCUGAAGAUGACACAUGAAAAUGUGACUGAACAUCUAGUUGGAAUUGGUGAUCGUGUAGACGCUAUAAUCAAAAUGUUGGACGUGGGAUCUGACAGUGUACGAUUUCUGGGAAUCCACGGAAUGGGCGGUGUUGGCAAAACAACCCUUGCUAAGGUCGUCUUCAACGAACUAUCUUCUAACUUUGACCGAUGUUGUUUCCUUGCAGACGUUCGGGAAUCAUCAAAAGACAAUAAUGGUAAGGUAAAGUUGCAAAAACAACUGCUAUCCAACCUCCUUGGUUCUCAUUCUAUUGCCCAAAUUUGUCACGUGAAUGAUGGGAUCAACAUGAUGAACAAGGGAGUACUUAAAAGUAAAAAAGUUCUCAUUGUUCUAGAUGACGUGGAUGAGAAAGAGCAAUUUAGAAGUUUAGCAGGAAAAUGCAAUUGGUUCGGCUCUGGUAGCGGGAUCAUCGUGACCACUAGGGACCAAAGUGUCCUAAUGAUAGAGGGAGAAGCAACAAGUGAAGGGCUGGCAAACAUUUCGACUUACGAUGUCCAGGAAAUGGAAUUUGGUCAUGCUCUUAAGCUUUUCAGUAAGCAUGCCUUUAGAAGAGACUCUCCACCGGAUCAUCGCAUCUCCCUUUCAAAAGACAUUGUCCUUACUUUGGGAAAGCUUCCUUUAGCUCUUGAGAUUACAGGAUCCUCCCUUAACAGUAAACCUGAAGCGUUAUGGGUAGACACAUUGAAGAAGCUAAAAGAAGCUCCUCCUAUGGGAGUCCAAAGAAAAUUGAUGAUAUCUUAUGAAAGGUUAGAUUAUGCACAAAGGCAAGUAUUUUUGGAUAUAGCUUGUCUCUUCGUAUAUAGGGAUAAAACAUAUCCUUUCUACAUGUGGGAUGCCUGUGGAUACUACCCACACGAUGCCCUUGAAGCCCUUGUUCUCACAUCCUUGAUAAAAAUCAAGUACGGCAGUACUUUAUGGAUGCAUGACCAAGUGCGAGACCUCGGAAGGGAUAUCGUUCGUCAAGAGAAUUUCAACGAUCCCCGUGAGCGUAGCAGAGUGUGGAAUCCCGAGGAAGCUCUGAGCAUUUUGAAGUGGAAAGAGGGGAGUAGGAAAAUAGAAGCACUCUCACUGGGAUGGCUUCAUGAUGAUGAAGACCUGAUUCGAAAGCAUGAUGAAUUUGCUAAUUUACGAAGCCUGAGGUUCCUAAAAGGGAAAGGGGUCAUCCUUGUUGGAGACUUCAAUAAUCUUCUAUCCAGUUUAAGAUGGCUUUCUUGGAGAUAUUGCUCUGACCAGUUUGAGGCAACAAAUUUUCAUCCGACUAAUCUAGUCGUUCUUGACCUUUCAUACAGCAAUAUUUCGGAGGAAUGGAAUGGGUGGAGCCAAAUCAGAGAGAUAAGUAAACUAAAAGUGCUAGAUCUCAGCUACUGUAAAUGCUUAAAGAGAACACCUGAUUUAUCUACGUGGGGAUCGUUGGAAAAAUUGAUUCUUGCAGGCUGUGAAAACUUAAUUGAAAUUGACCCAUCCAUUGGUAAAUUAAGUCUCCUAACUACUUUGGAUUUGUCUAGAUGUGAUUCUCUUCGAGAGGUGCCUGAAGAAAUUGGAUGUCUACAACCUUCGACAGAGAUUGUCAUGCCUUAUCCGCAAGAUUUACUUCCGAAGACGUUAGGUGAUAUGCAAUCAUUGUUGACCUUUGUUGCAAACUCGUAUACCAUCAAUCUGCCAUUAUUGAUUGCAGUGCUGGCGAAUGUUAGGCAGUUGGAUCUAUCUGAGUGUACAGACAUAAAGGUACUUCCGAACUCGAUUGGGAAAUUAAAAUCAUUAGUCAAGUUGGAUUUAUCGUCAACAAGCAUUGGUCACCUACCUGAUUCAAUUGGUAAUCUAAAACAAUUGAAAGUACUUAGGAUGAGGAACAUAAGUGGGAUAAGAAAAUUACCAAGUGCGGUCGGGUUGUUGGAGAAGCUUGAAGAGUUAGAUGCUAGUGCAUGUUGCAACUUGACCGGCAACAUCUCUGAAGAAAUUGGGAGACUGUCCUGUUUGAGAAUCCUAAACUUGUCGGAUACACGUAUAUCCGGAUUAUCCACCACAAUGAGUCGCCUGUCUAGUCUCCAAACACUUGAUCUAGCACCAUGUCCUGAGCUUAAACAGUUGCCGGAGCUUCCCCCAAGUUUGACUUGUCUGAGAUGGGACCCUAAUAAGUGGGGUUCCAUCAUCGGCUCGACGGUGUAUGAGCAGGAGACACCUACUCCUGCACUUCCCAGUAACAAUGGGGCCCUAUCUCAGCAAGAAACACCUAUCCCUGCUCUUCCCACUAGCAUCUUUACCCUCUCUCAGUUGGAAACCCUAUCAGUGUCCUGCGAAAACGUGGAAUUCCUCCCCCAGCUCCCGUCUAGUCUAAGAGUGUUAGCACUUAGGUUACUGGCGACCACACGAUCGCCGGAUUUUUCGAAUUUGAAAAACUUGUCAACCUUGAUGUUCUAUGGUUGUUCAAUGCCGGAAUUCUCUGGUAUAUUUGAUGCAGAGUUGAAGAUCUUCCGGAUGGAGCUCUGCAAGUUUAGAAAACUGGAUGCACUGUUUCAGGUAGAAAUGAAAGAAUUGAGAAGUUUAAUGAUGUCUAGGUGUGAGUUCCUCCCAGAAGUAGUUGAUCUGUCGCGCAUGAAGAAUUUGGAAGACGUGCAUCUGUCAAACUGCAAGUUGUUAGUCGAGAUUCGUGGCCUCGAAGAAUUGGGAUCCCUUUGCUUCCUAGUGGUCAAGCGUUGCCGUUCCAUGAAGGGGAUGUCAGACCUAUCGAAAUUGAAAAAGCUAAUGGAACUAAGUGUAACAGACUGUCCAAAGCUAAGAAGCGUGGAAGGUCUAAACCGGUUGGAAUCUUUAAGGUGGUUGACUAUUAUCAAUGCCGGAGAGUUUCAGGGUGACACCUCAGAUUUGAAUUUGGAGCAUUCUCUUAUUAGGUGA